Molecule: messenger RNA, 12256 nt
Organism: Porites lobata
Lineage: Eukaryota; Metazoa; Cnidaria; Anthozoa; Scleractinia; Poritidae
Source: the annotation of a GenBank genome assembly
UCCAACUCCAACAUGGCGGACUCACUGGUGGGGAUGUGAGAUUUCAACGUCUUUUCACCGGCACUUACAUGGAAAAACUCGUAAAAAUUGUGAAUGAGGUUAUUAUUCAGACUCACGAGCAUUCAAAAACAAAGAUUUCUGACAUUUAUGGCUGCCACCUCUAGUACUAAAGCGUCUCCUAGAGUCUACCUUCAAGUUCUUGGAGCCCAAACUGAGGACACUUCUCCCUCGCUUUUCAUCUUCGCAGAUUCACAGAGGUACAACAGUUUAUCUCUUAUUAAAAAAACUGCAACUACCACAAUAGUCGUAAACUUUGUUGAAAUUAGAAGAAUAUAAAAUAAUCUUAAAUCAGUUUAUGUUAUUUAUAUUGGACUCACUGAUACUCUGCGAGCCUGUAUACAGACUCCCCCUCCCCUCAGUAAAACAUUCGGUUAAGGGAGGGGAGGGGGCGUCUGUACACAGGCUUACACUUUGCAGGAUUAUACCUGCUAACUCUCACACAUCAUGUGUGAGUCUCACGCUCACAGACUAAAGACAUCGGUCUCACCCAUCAAGGACAAUUUCUCACACCUGACUCACAAAUCUGAACAAAUUGCUUUUUAACACAUGAGUGAUAAGGAAAAUUCAAUUCACCUUCCCCAAAAAUGUUCCAAUAAGGCAUUGAAUGAUGACUCGGUGUCCCAACGAAAUCAAAACACACUUAAAUUGUUGUCUUUUAUAUGGCUUCGAAGUGGUCAAAGUUUGUCGGAACAUCUUCGGGCUUUUUUGGCAACAUUCGAUAGCCUUCGGAAAGUCAUCGGAAAUCUUCGGGAGUCGCUGGGACAUUUUCGGAAAUCCGGUCCAUGACAAGGCAAAAAUCUCACGCAUUUUGUGUGACUGUUUGAAAUUUGGCAGGUCAGGGUGCAAAGAAAGUCAUUUUUACAGCUUGCCGAUUGGGCAAGCAGAAGCUAGCAUUUACUAGCCCAGAUGUCAUUUCAACUAGCCCCAGAUGCUUUUUGACGAGCAGAAUUGAUUUCAUAGUUCUUCUGUUAUUCGAACUGCUCAAAAAACCUCACUUGCCCGUCAGGCAAGUUAACAACAGAAUUCACUAGCCCGAAAGCAAAAUCCACUAGCCUCGGGCUAUCGGACACUACUUUCUUUGCACGCUGCAGGUAUACAGGAUCUAAGAACAAAAAACAGUAAUUGUUGUUUUAUCCAUUUAAACCAUCAUUGUCAACAUUCAAUUUCUCACAAAAAAUUCUUUGUUAUCAUCAGAUAUCUUUUUAACUGUGGAGAGGGGACACAGAGGAUAUUUAAUGAACAGAAGUUAAAACUUUCAAAACUAAACAACAUCUUCUUAACACGAAUAUGCUGGGAGUAUGUUGGAGGAUUGCCUGGUAUGGCAAUGACUUUAAGGGACAAUGGAAAAUCAGAAAUCAAGCUACUUGGACCUAGCAACCUAUGUGAUUUCAUCCAUGCCACAAGAUUCUUUUUGUAUCAUGAAAGCUUGAAGUUUGAUUGCGUAGGAUUUACUGGAAGUGAUGGGGAGGAAUACAAAGAUGAAAAUUUGACAAUAUGGCCUGUUGUCAUAAAUGGUAGGUAUGAUCAAUCUGUCCCUUUAGACACAGUAUUAAAUUUAAGGAUUCAAGUUCAAACUAAUCCAUUUCGACACCCAUUUUAAGAUUAAGCAGCUUUUAAAUGAUAAGAAUCAGAAUAAGAAAGUUCUUUAUACAGAUGGCUUAUGUCACUCCAGGUGGUUUUAAAUGAGACACUGUACAAGAAAAAAUGAAAUUGCUAAAAUGCAAAAAAUACCAAAAACCUAACAUUAAAAAUAAUAUCAAUUGAAAUUGAACAAAGAAAAAUGUCACAACCAAGAAGACUGAAAUUGAAAAACCUUCUAAGCUACUACUGAGAUUUAAAUCUGUUCUUAUAAGGAAUAAUAUUCUAAAAGCAUUAUAGGAUGGGUUUCGUAUCUCCACACGGAGGGCAUUCCAAUAGACCUAUUCGGCUAACACAAUGUUGUACCCAAUUCAAACCCUUUGGGAAUAAAACGUUUUGUUUCAGGAAUUUCCAUAUCAUUUAAAUGUGAAUGCCGCAUUAUAAUGCAAAUCAAUACACAAAUUAUUCAUUCAAAAUCCCAGGAGUUUUGAAUUGGGUAAAACAUUGAGUUAACCUCCAUAGGUCCAUCUGGUAAGUUCUUCUUCGCAUGAUGCAGGCACUUUAGGUUUGUCCAGCUCCGCAAAUAUUCUCCAAAUAGCAGAUGUCGCCCUUCGAGUUGUCUAAUGUCCGCCAUUUUUCAAGUUCACAAUCAAAACAACUCAACCUGGGGAGGUCUUCUGGGUUAAUGGUGGUAACCUGCAACCUGUUUUUGGGGAUUUCCUCGUUAAACACCCUUCAAAUUUGGUCAUCACCUCAAUUAAACGCUUUUAAAUCAGAAUCGAGAAAAUAUUUUGAAUGAAUAAUGAUAUCACUUUAAUAACUGAUAUAACAAAAUCAAUAUUUUUAUUUGCUAAUUUACAUCAGUCCAGCCUAUUCCCUAGGUGUCCUUGGCUCACUUAUACCUGGACUCUACCGUGAGCUCUGACAUCACCAGGGGAGACUCACCAGCUCCUUUCCAUACUUUGCACGCACUAGAGGGCAGGAGAGAACAGCUAGGGAUGAGGCUGGCAUCAGUCUAGUAUUCUUAGAUAUUCACAAGAUUACUGCUGUGUUUCCUGCUAUUAUCUCAUGCAUUAAGAGCUCAUGGGCAAAGUACCUUCUAGGAUAAGGGAUAAUCAAUACUUUUUGCAUAUUUUCCACCUAGCUCUUUCUUGAAGAUUGUAUAAUGUAAGUACUCUUGACAUGACUAAGUCUCACUAAACCAGGUACGGUCUUGUGUGAAAACUCUCACAUUCAUAUUGUUUACUAGAUUCACAUCAACUCUCAAGUAGCCAUGAUCAUGAGGCUGAGCCAAGCUCCAAAUCAUUGCAUGACUCAUCCUCUUCCUCAAAUGACGAAGAAAACCUGCCAUCACCAAAGAAGUUGAAGUUUGAUUUUAAGGUGUCCACUGCUAUUUCAUACAUCUGUCAACUUGCCCCACUACCAGGGAAGUUUUUUCCUAAGAAAGCUAUUGAGCUUGGUGUGCCAAAAGGUCCAUUGUUUGGAGAGUUACAAUCGGGAAAAACUGUCACAUUACAAGAUGGACGUCAGGUGGGUUUAGUAUUGCUAGUAAGCAGGACCAUGUAAGUCCGCUACUGCCUUGAGAAUGAGUGUUGUAAAAAUUAAAGCAAGAAAGUCACCAUGGUAGAAAACUGUUAUCCUGCACUUAAACAACUUUUAGAAAAGUUGUAGAGAGCCAUGCUCUCUGAACCUAUGAAAUCAAGGGUGCCAAAUACCUAUGAUUUGUUCAAAACUAAGUUUCCCUUCUUAUUACAAGGCAAAAGAACUUUACCAUGCACCACCUGUCUACAUUGGAAAACAGCCAUGUUUAAGGUGACCAGAUUUUACCUGUUCAUAAACUAAAACGUCUUAAAGCAUGUAGGUAUCUGAUUCAAAGAAAGUUCAAUGUGAUGUUAUGACUGAACUUAUACAUGUAUUUUGGUUGGUACAAUACUCUCCAGAUCCAACCAGAGCAAGUGAUGGAAGCAAACCAACCGGGGCCAUUGUUUAUGAUUAUUGAGUGUCCCACAGUAGAUUACAUUCCAUCUCUGGUGACCAACAAACAGCUAAACCAGCUCUGGGAGGAAAACUCACAUGUUACGCCUGCCGUGAUUGUCCACUUGACGCCAAUGAUAGUUUUUGAGAAUGAAGAGUACAAGCAGUGGAGAGAGAGGCAAGUUAACUCUUAAGGUCCCAAGAGUGACCAACAUCAAUUUUCUCCUAACAACAUCAGCAGAUCAUCAAGAGAAAAGGUUAUGAGAAUUACUAAAUUGAUUGUCAAAGGGAGACUGCUUUGAUCUUAAACCAGAUUCUCUCAACUAUUCUUAAAAGAAAUGUAUGCAGAUCAGUGUGGAGAAUUUGUAUGUGGAUCUUGGGGCUUAUUAAAAGGGUUUACUUAAGAUGUUUUUAGUCAAUAAGCUAGUGGCACUCAUCUCUCACCUCAGAAACUGUGGUGUGGAUUAGAUUCUCAGGCAGGAUGUUCAUUUUAUUAUUUGAGUUGAUUUUUUUCUUGGUUGUUGGUCAUACACUGAGUUUUGUAUCUAGGUUCUUUUGUACCUCUCCACCCCCUCCCCCCUCAACAAACCAGGGUUCCUAUUUCCAGCUCAAUUGAGGACUUGAGUACCACAGAACAGUAAAUGCUUAUUGGUCAAAAGAUCUCUAUUCUUUCUUAUUCUGUGCUAAUUGUAUGUAUUUAUUUACUCUUGGGGGGUGAUAGGGGUGUUGUUGUCUCAGUGGCCCUUUGUCGUUUCACAUAGGAAAACGUUUUGAAGGUCAUAUGCCUCAAGUUUUGACCUCCAGUUUGAGAUUAAAUUGAUCAUUUAAGUUUGCAUAAUUUUGUGUCACCCACUUGCCAAAAUGUAAUGGUCUCAUUGAACCAUGUCCACCCCUUACAGCAUUACUAGUGGUAUAAGAGGUGGCUACCCUGUCAUUUGGAAUCAUCUGCUUGUGUAUUUGUAAACCAGCUAAGAAACUUUCUGUUUGUUUUCCAGGUUUGGAGAUACUGUGUCGCAUUUGUUAAUUAACAAAGACGUGUGUGCAACACCCUUGAUCUUUCAGUCUCAAGCAACAGUUCAGUGCAAGCUACAUUGCAUUGAUCCAGAGAUUUUUCCUUUACUGGAAACCAAUAAUAUCCCUGUGAGUAGUCAUGGAUUUAUUAAGUUUUAAUGAUAUAAAUAUUGUUGCUCCUUUAAAAUCUGCCUUAUAAAAGAGAUGUCCUGAAGUCUUAUCAUUUGUCAGCACUAGACUAUAGAAAGGUCAGGGGGUUUAUUGCUCACAGUGAAAACGGUAAAGCAGUCCUGACAAGUGUUUAAACAAAUUAAAAAUCAAGUUAUUGAUGAUAUUAAUAAUUAAAAAAUCAAAAAUUUUAAUUCAUUGUUUUGGUAAACCAAUUAUUUAGCCACUGUGGCAUCAUGUGAAAAUUAUCUAUUACAAAAUAUGUUUCUUUCUCGUUCAUGGCAUUUUAAAUGCAAAAGUCUAAGUUCCCAAUCUAACACUUGUGCACUCAAUGGGUGUGGAAGUUCGACAGCUUGGUUUCUAAAGUGUGUAUAAUCACUCAACACUCCUCCUUAUUUCCUUAUGGUAUGCUUAUGGUAUGGUAUGCUUCAGAAAUAAUCAUUGAAAUAUGUUGUUGACAUGAUUAUUACAAAAUGUUGCUGUCAAAUAAAGAGCUAAUGAGUGGAGUAGUCUUGAUUUCAAGACAGACUUCUUACUUCUUAAUAGCACUCUUUUCUAACAAACCCUUAAAGUUUUUGCGUAAAAUACGAUUGUUGCUGUUUUCUACAGGAUGUCACAGCUUUACCAAAGAACUGUGUUUCUGGAGAAACUUUCUUGCAGUUUCAUCUACGACCACUAAAACAGCAAGGGUUUGAUAAAACAAACAUACCACAAAAAUUGAACAUUGACUCUACUUUACAAGAAACUCAAACUCUCUUGGCUGGCAGUUUAAACACAAUAAGUGUCCCAAGCUUUCAACUAAAACACUAUGACAGAACAGAACUAGCCACCUCACUUGCCUUAGUGAGGUCUAUUUCAACAAGCAGUUCAUCUGGAUCACAAGACUUAAUUACUGAUCUAGGAACAACAAAGACGAUUAAAAACUGUGUAAGAGAUGCCUUAGAGGCAGUUGGGACAAAAGUGAAGUCUUUGGCAGGGUCAGUGGAAAGGAAAGCGCAACAGUUCUUUUCCAAUCAUGAAAACUAUGAAGUUGUUUUCCUUGGGACUGGUGCCUCUAUUCCUUCUAAGUACAGAAAUGUUAGCUCAACACUUAUCAACAUGAGGUAGGAAUCCGGGUUUUUGACAGUUUUUUAAAGUAGCGGACAUGUAUAUCUGAAAGCACUGGACUCAAAAUUUUGUGGGUGCUGCAAGGCACCUUAUGAGCACCAAAGGUGUGAGCUACCUGGUGGGGUCUGGGGACAUGUUCCCCCAGGAAAUUUUUAAAAUAGAACACUCUGAAAAGCUGUUUCCAGUGUUUCUGUAACCCAUAAUAAAGAGUCAGUUUGCCAGGCAAGGCUCACUCAAAUUAUCUUUAAAAAGCCAAGUUUUUCGUGAAAUUGGACAGUAAGUUGGUCAUGUUACGGGGAGGGGAGAAUGGCAGUAAGUUUAUGAGUUGCUUAAGUAAAAAAAAUUAUGAUAAUAAAAAUAUAAAUAAAAAACCUUCAAAUAUUGGCAUCAAAGUACCAGACAUAGAAUGGCAAACAACCGGACGAAACAUCCGGCCUGUAGCCUCAAUCGAAAACCCUGAGGAAUAUAAUAAAAUCAGAGAGUUUGGGUGUAGAAGAGGGUAUCAUUUUCCAGGAAACUGAUCAUCAUUGGUUGAAAAUUUUAGUCUAGACUAGGGGAACUAAGAAAUUGUUGACAAUUGGCAAAUUAUAAGUUGCAAGUUUAAAACCAAGGAAGCAUUUAUCUCAGUAGUUUCUGGAAAAUAGUGAACCUCUAGGAUAGGGAGUGAAUUUUGGAAUUAAGUAUUACAUAAGGACUGGCAACAUUUAGCUGAACUGUAACUCUGGUAGAGGCUAAUUAGCUUUCAAAGGUCCUUACAGCACAUCCCCAUCCAAAAAUUCCUUAAUUCCUGAAGAGCUCCCUGUUGGAAAUAUUUAACAUCAAUCCUUCCCAAUUUUGUAACAGUCGGAAUUUUGUUUGGUUUUAUGUACAUGUUCUCAGCGAUCAAGGUUCAAUUCUAUUAGACUGUGGUGAAGGAACAUAUGGACAGCUAUAUCGGCAUUAUGGAAAAUGUUUGGAUCGGGUUCUUUCACAGGUCAAGUGUGUGUUCAUAUCACAUAUUCACGCAGAUCAUCACUUGGUAUGACAGAAGAAUUCUUGAUUAUUAUUUUAUAAUCAUGGUAAUUGAACUGAGUGGAGUGCAGUUUGGUCUGAAAUCAUACCCAUGAUUUUAAAAUUGUGCGAGUUCGAUUUGAAAUCACAAGUAUGAUUUCAGACCAAAAUUGCACGACACAAAGUUCAAUUACCACUUUAUUACAGCCAUUUUGAAUUCUCAGAAUUCAGUCAGUACCAAUAUUUAUUUCGCCAAGUAGCCGGCUGCAGCAAAGUGGGUAAUACAGAUGCAGAGUGGGUAAGACAUUCCAUCAUGCUUACCUGGGCAACCAAAAUGAUAAAUAAAACAAAUGUGGAUGUAUUCAUAGAAUUCAGAAUUUGUUUCAUCUUUUCUGCUCAUGGAGUCAGCCUUACAAGAAAUAACUGUUUCUGUUAGACUAGGUAAUCAGAGUUAUGUGAUCAGUUGAUCUGAUGCAAAAUUUACUAAUUAAUCAUUAAUGCCAGCCAUGUCACCAACAGCCCUAAAUUCAGGGCAAUACCCACUAGGACAAUCAUGUUCAACCUGCUUAUAAUUAAUAUGUAUUACUAAAUAAUGUCUGCUUGAAAUAUUCCUUAUCUUCCUGUUAUGGUAACUGGUAUUUUUUUUUAUGAUUUAGGGUUUGAUACGGAUCCUACAAAAAAGAGACACUUUGGUGAGUAUAUUCCUGUGAUAUAGAGUCAUCUAAUGAGCCUGAAGAGUUAAAGGGUUAUUUAUUUCCAGGCCUCAGAAAGAGUUGAAGGAGUGCCUAUUUACAGCUGUGUUAUUGAACUGCAGUUUUAAUCAGCAGGAAAAUAUCCCUACCCCCCCCCCCCCCCCCCCACUCUCAGAUGGUUCAUUGGCUUACAAGUCAUAUUCCCCUACCCUUCUGGAAAUUUUUUUAUAUCUGUAAAUUUUAUAUUGCUCAAAUGAUAUUACCUCAUUGGCGCUUAAAUUGGUGGAUCUUUCAUCUCGUGUUUUUCACUAUUGUAAACAAAUCGUAAAAUUUAAUGCCCUUCUUUUAUAUUUUCCUAUUUACAAUGUAUAUUGGUAAAAUAUCCAUAAGAUCCAUUGUUUUGAAAACACUUACAUUGCUCAACUCAAUCUUUACCAGGGGAAAGAGGUUAGUUGUGAUCCUCUGCUGGUGAUUGGUCCUGAUAAGAUAGGACAAUGGUUGACAGAGUAUAACACAAUGUGUGAAGACAUCAAUUACAGGUAUCAUGACAGCCUUUUAAUCCUUUCAUUCCAAAGAGCAGUGAAAAUAAAAUUAAUGUAGUAAAUGGCCCCUUUAAGUAAAAGUGCACCGCCCCUCUUAACUCAGACAAUAAUAGUGCCCUGCGAUUAAUUCGAUUAUUCAUUUAUAAUAGUUUAAGAUAAUAAUACUUUUUGUCCACAGACUUAACAUGAAAACAAUCGGUGAUUACAUUGUUGGGUACUUCACAGAACAAAACAGUCUGCACUUCUCACCGUCUCUCCUCCAUGGGUUAUGUGUUGUUUCUUACAGGUAGCUUGUACAGUGGCACAAAAUUGCUUGGAUGGGGUGGAGGAGGGAUCAAUUUCCAUAAUUUGAAGUUGGCAAAAUGUUAAAAAGGGCCUUUAAAGCAGUGUCUCUACCAAUUUUGUUGGUGAUUGUAGAUCUGUUUUAGGUCCUGUUUACAUGAAGGUGGGGGACCCCAGGUAGGUUAGGUAACCCGCCUAGGUGGGGUAACCAGCUUGUCCAUAUAACCUCUCAUUUUAAUUUGAUCAUGUUUACAUUAUAGGCGGGGUGACCCGCCACAUGUUGCCUCACCUAUCUGGGGUCCCCCACCUCCGUGUAAACCGGCCCUUCAAGAUUUCUCCAGACAUAUAAAAUUGACUCUAGGAUUAAGGUGUUCGUCAAUCAAACUAUUAAGAUCACAGACACGUUUAAUUAUUUAAUACAACUCUGGGAGAGAAGGACAGUUCUUUGUAAUAACUGAGCCCUAAAUUAAGCCUUGCUGGACUCUUUUUGUCAUGAAUAAUUUUGAAUUUAUUUAUUUGUUUAACAGGUUUGUGGACAGUAGUGAUUUGGUUGUACACAGAGAUGGAGAUCACUUGAAUGUUCUUGGUCAUCUUCAAGCAGAAGAGGUAAGUUUUAAAAAUAGCAGCAGUUGAACUGCUAUAGGGAUAACCUCAUGAUUCUCCUUCAGGUGCCGUGAUGGCUUCCUGUAAACAGUGUAUACCGGUAAUAUGGAUAUAUAAGAGUCAAGAUCUUUAGCCAGCUAGACUGGUCAAAUAGCAGAAUUUCCAAGUAUGAGCCCACUGAAGCAAAGAAAAAGAUUAGAACAAAUAAAAUUAAUAGUAAUUUUUGGUCAUGAUCUUAUUAGGUUUUGACAGUUCCUGUAGAUCACUGUCCUGAAUCCUAUGGGUUGGUACUAAAGCACCAACAUGGGUGGAAGGUUGUAUACUCUGGUGACACUAGACCCUCCCCCGCUUUGAUUGAGGCUGGUAAGUCAUUCUCUCUAGUUCAAAUUUAAUUAGUAUACCAUAAAAUUCUGAAAAUAAGCCACGGGGCUUAUAUUUUUCAUUAAAGGCCCUUUUUGAGGGUCUUAUAUUCGGAGGGGCUUAUGUUUGAGGGAAAUUUGGGUUUCAAAAUCGAUUGAGCCAGCCUUAUAGUUGGACGGACAUUUACCGUGUUUGCUGUGUUUUACUUUGUACAAGCCCCCAGGAGGCCUAUAUUUGGAGGGGCGAUUUAACUGAGGGUUUUUUUGCGUUACGAGUUUGGGGGGCUUAUAUUAAUUUUUGGAGUGGCUUAUUUUCGAAAUUUUAUGGUGUACAAUAGUCAGUCAUGUAACAAGACCAGUUCUUUGUUGGUCUGCAGUAGGUGCAAAUUCUAAAGUAGCACUUCAGUCUGAAACCAUACUUAUUGGAAAUGCAUGGUCAUUCAGCUCAGUUAUUUCAAGUUAGUCUACCACGGCCAAAUUAGCUCAGUUGGUAGAGCACCUGCCUGCAGAUUGGGAGGUUGCCAGGUUGCACCCCAGGUCCAGACUGUCUUUGCCCUGCAAAUGGGUUAACCUUCCGGUGGCUUGAAUGAAGACAUAAAAUGGUGGUCCCUGUAAGAGAUGUAAAAAUGUUGUUCAGCUUCUCAAUUUGUAUUUUUUGACUUGAAUUCAAGAGAAUGAACUUGGUUUCUUUGCGACAGGUCUCAGCUUGAUGCACUUGCAGCCAUUAAUUGGACCAUUAAGUUACUCCUUUCCACUAGUAAUCUAUUAAGUAGAAAGGCCUAUUGACUGUAGAGGGAUCCUUUGUAGACUAGGGUGUGUAUAGCUUAAAUUCCACCAUUUACUCUAGCCACACACUCCUGAGAGAAGACCAAGGUAUAGAGGAGAUAGGGACCUGCUUUAUGAUCUUGAAAUGUGUCUUUCUCAUGGCAUGUCAGUUCUCUUCUGUCCUGUUCUGUUCAUAAAAAAAAAGGUUUAGUUCUGUUUAUGCUGGUGCAUUUAAUAAUAAUUAUUACUGUUUCAAAAACAGGUAAUGGGGCAGAUCUUCUCAUUCAUGAAGCUACUUUGGAAGACGAACUCAAAGCUGAAGCUCUGGCCAAAAAGCACAGGUUUUGUAAAAAAGAAUAACGAUUAUCUUACUGUCUUUAUAAUUGCUUGUCUUCCAAGCUAAUUUGUGAUGAAGAGUGAUUCUACAUGCAAUUUUGUUAAGUGUUUCCGGGGAUAAAGCAAUGUUUGUGGACUUACACUGUUUACUGUACUGUAACAAUUCAGAAUAUUUAUGUUGGCCCUCUAGUGACAACAAAAAAGGCAUGGGUCAUAUGGUAUCUCUAAAACUGCGGUGUUGUACAUUCUUGUCAUGGUGCAACUCUCACACAAAGCGAGUAACCUUUGGGGGGAGGGUGCUGCCAUAUGUUGGUAUGUGCCACUCUGAAGGGUACGGUUUUCAAGAAGUUCAGUCUGGGAUAGGGUAUAGAAAUUAUAAAGUUUGGGUCGAGAAUAGGCUACAAUUUUCCAGAAAAUUCAUCAACUGGUUAAGGAUGUCAGUUUAGACUAGACAAAUUGACACUUGCCAAAAUGGAAUCUCAAUUUCAAAUUUACGCACAACUUAGUUUAAUAGCAAAAAAAAGCAUCAAUAGGUGGCAUAUACCAACUCUAGGAUAGGGAGGGACUUUGGAGGUUUAGUCUAGUAUUGGGUAGCAAAAUUCAAAAUUUAGCUGAACUAGGUCUUGUAUAGGCUAAGGGUUCCAGGAUCCCAGUGGCACGUCACACCCCAAAAUUCCUCAAGUUCCUUCCCAGGAAGCAACCAAACCCCAUUACCAAUCCCAUUGCCAGUGGCAGCUCAUGUUAGAUUGUACUGUUUUAAAAAAUUGACAGCAUUACAGAUGAAGUUUUAUCCCCACGGAAAAAGAUGUAGCUUAUCAUGAGCAUUUCCUUUUCAUUUCAGUACAACAACUGAGGCAAUUGAAAGUGGAAUGAAGAUGGAGGCAAAGUUUAUCAUGUUAAAUCACUUCAGCCAGCGCUAUCCCAAGAUUCCCAUCUUCAGUGAGCAGUUUACAAAGUACACUGGGAUCGCAUUUGACCACAUGAAGGUAAAUAAAUUGCCGAUAAUACCUCUACGUGUUUCUAAGGCCACAUGCUCAGGUCUCACCUGAAAUUUAGCCUGCGUACCCCUCGCACGCACCUGUUCUCUCUUUCACCCACUACUUCCAAGCGCCUGCUAAGCAGGCUACCUGAAAUUUUGCUGUUAGCACACAUGGGCCGAUUUAAGGAUGGGCCGAGGGGGCCACGGCGACCCCUUUUCCUUUGAAACUUUGUAUUACUUUUAUAGAAUUCCACCUCAGAAAAAUAAAAAGUAUCUAGAAUAGAGCUGUUAAUUAUCCAGGCCACCCAUUUCUGAAUUUUCUGGAUCCGCGACUGGCAUAUUUUGAUCAUAUUGGUCUGAAAUUAUAUUAUUUGCAUGUACAUUCUAUGUUUACCUUUCUUAAAUUUCCUGCUGGUUUACUUUGUAUUGCAGAAUUAACUUUUUUCACAAAAUUAUGUGAGAGUUCUGACCCUUCUGUUUCCAAUAUUAACAUUGUGCAACAGACAGGAAAUACUGACACUAAAGUUUAAACUAAAUAACUUAUUAUUGCAAUAUUGCAGAUUAACUCAAGUAAUUUGUCAAGGAUUCCUCAACUUUUGGGGCCACUUCAAACUGUGUUUGCAGAGGAAAUUGAUGAAAUGAGCAAAAGCAAGUGACAAGAGACUCUGAGGCAAAAAAAUAAGAAUAUCAUUCUUGUUUUUAUUAGUAUUUACAAUAUGUAUAAACUGUUUUCUCUUCAGAAAAGUACAAAGCUAUUUGCAGAUGAACAAUACAUGUUUUCUCUUUAAUAAAAAAGUUAUUCUUAUAACU